AUGACUCCCCCCCGUGAUAUUGAAGCGAGCGCGCCUGUCGCAACCGCUAGGAAAUCUGUCUCCUAUAGUUGGGAACAGAACCUGUCCACGUCCCCAAACACUUUCCAGUCUCCACCUCCAAGCUCAAGCUGGGUUGCGCAUCUUGCGCAACGCGAUGCGCCGAAGCUUUUAAAGCCGUUCAACACGCAGGACAUCAAAAUCCUCCUUCUAGAAAAUGUCAAUGAGACUGGUCGAGAUAUCUUAACUCAGCAGGGCUACCAAGUGGAAUCUUUCAAAUCGUCUCUUCCGGAAGAUGAACUCAUCAAGAAGAUUCGCGAGGUGCAUGUUAUCGGAAUUCGAUCGAAGACGAAGCUCUCCAAAAAGGUUCUACAGGCAGCAAAAAAUCUCCUCGUCGUUGGCUGCUUUUGUAUUGGUACAAACCAAGUUGACCUUGACUAUGCCGCCACCCACGGAAUUGCCGUCUUUAACUCGCCGUUUGCAAAUUCUCGAAGUGUUGCGGAGUUGGUCAUCGCAGAAAUUAUCACACUUGCAAGACAGCUAGGCGAUCGUUCCAAUGAAAUGCAUCGUGGAACGUGGAACAAGGUCAGCACCAAGUGCUGGGAGAUCCGAGGCAAAACGCUGGGAAUUGUUGGAUACGGCCAUAUCGGCUCCCAGUUAUCCGUUCUUGCCGAAGCUAUGGGCAUGAACGUCAUCUACUAUGACGUCGUCACGCUGAUGGCACUCGGAACGGCGCGCCAGGUUGGAUCACUUGAGGAGCUUUUAGACCAGGCCGACUUUGUUACGCUCCAUGUCCCUGACCUUCCCGAAACGAGAGGUUUGAUCUCAACAACCCAGCUGGAUCUGAUGAAGACUGGAUCCUAUCUGAUCAAUGCCAGCCGCGGUAGCGUUGUUGAUAUUCCAGCUUUGGUCCAGGCUAUGAGAAGCGGCAAAAUUGCUGGUGCUGCCUUGGAUGUCUACCCCAACGAACCUGCAGGCAAUGGAGACUAUUUCAACAACAGCCUCAAUCACUGGGCUGAGGAUCUGCGUAGCGUGAACAACAUCAUCCUUACACCUCACAUUGGAGGCAGCACUGAGGAAGCCCAACGCGCUAUCGGAGUUGAAGUUGCUGAGGCUCUGAUCCGGUACAUCAACCAGGGCAUCACGGUCGGAAGUGUAAACCUACCAGAGGCCCAACUGAGAUCUCUCACUCUAGACGAACCGAACCACGCACGCGUCAUUUACGUCCAUCGUAAUGUUCCUGGUGUUCUGCGCAAAGUGAACGAGAUCUUCGGUGAUCACAAUGUCGAUAAGCAGAUUAGCGAUAGCCGCGGCGAUGUUGCAUAUCUCAUGGCUGAUAUCAGCAACGUACAACUUCAGCACAUCAAAGAAAUCAUCGGCGGGCUUGAAAGCCUCAGUUCUUGUAUUCGAACUAGAGUGUUGUAUUAG
[Torrubiella] hemipterigena is the source of this 1425-nucleotide messenger RNA. Lineage: Eukaryota; Fungi; Ascomycota; Sordariomycetes; Hypocreales; Clavicipitaceae. The record is from the annotation of a GenBank genome assembly.